Jaminaea rosea is the source of this 2060-nucleotide messenger RNA. RefSeq names its product FAD/NAD(P)-binding domain-containing protein. The transcript has a single exon. The record is from RefSeq and is a predicted model, not a curated record. Gene Ontology annotation, biological process: NAD+ metabolic process; quinolinate biosynthetic process; L-tryptophan catabolic process. NCBI's taxonomy places the organism in Eukaryota, Fungi, Basidiomycota, Exobasidiomycetes, Microstromatales. The coding region runs from base 85 to 1731 and encodes 548 amino acids. Gene Ontology annotation, cellular component: mitochondrial outer membrane. Gene Ontology annotation, molecular function: FAD binding; kynurenine 3-monooxygenase activity; NAD(P)H oxidase H2O2-forming activity.
CCGACAGGUCCACACCGAGUGUCUUUCCCUUCUACUCACUGAAUCUUUUACGCUGGUUAGACAUCGCCGUCACAGCAUAGCAGCAUGGCUUCCUCCUCGUCACGUUCAAGGGCGGCAGUAGUGGGCGCAGGCCCCGUAGGCUGCCUCGCCGCCCUUUCCCUCGCCAACCGCGGUUUCGAUGUAGACGUCUAUGAGCGUCGCAGCGACCCUCGCCCUCCGCCUCAAGCUCAUGCCAGCAGCAGCAGCAGCAGCAACAAUGAUACGCAGCUGGCUGAAAAAUCCGCCCCUACGAAGCCCAUCGACCGCAGCAUCAACCUCGCCAUCUCCGCACGCGGACUCAAGGCCCUCAGCGCCGUCCAGCAUUCGGACAGUCAAGGGGAGAAUCUGGCAGAAGUCCUCCUCCGUCAUGCUGUCCCGAUGCGGGCUAGGAUGAUUCAUACCAAGGGCGAUGGAAAAGCAGGAGGGGCAGGACCAUCGAGCAAUAGUCAGGCGUACAGCACGGCUGGAGAGCAUAUCAAUUCCGUAUCGAGGAGCUUGCUCAAUACCCUCCUCGUUGAAGCGGCUGCUGCACACCCAAAAGUGAGCUUGCACUUCGACUGUAAGCUGCGCGCUAUUGACCUGGAGGCCAAAGAGCAUGUCGGUGAGAAGGAGGCGCAGGGGCAGUGCUCCCUCAGCUUCGACAGCUUUGAGGGCAAAGAGGAGAAGAGCACAAGAUGGGCAGACCUCGUGGUGGGAUGUGACGGGAUCAACUCGAUUGUGCGCAACACUCUCGCGAGGCUCGUACCGCUCAACUUUCAUCAGGAGUACAUCGACUCGGAAUACAUCGAGCUACGCAUCCCACCAGCUCAAGCACCUACUCAGGACCCCUCUUCCUCUGCAUCUUCCUCUUCGUCCUCAUCUCGCACGGACAUCGAAUACGCCCUCGACCCACACCACCUACACAUCUGGCCACGCCAGACCUUCAUGCUCAUCGCUCUAGCCAACCUCGACCACUCCUUCACCUCGACCCUCUUCGCCCCCAACUCGAUCCUCUCAACCCUAACCACUCGCGAAGCCGUACUGCGCUUCUUCCGCCAAGAGUUCCCCGACGCUCUUCCUCUAUUUGGUGAGGAGGAGCUGGUGGAGAUGGUACUGCGUCGAGGUGGAAAGGGGGCGAGAUUGUCCAGCAUCAAAUGCGAUCCUUACCAUUACGGUGGGAGGGCAGUGAUUUUGGGGGAUGCAGCACACGCUAUGCUACCCUUCUACGGGCAGGGGCUCAACUGCGGUUUCGAGGAUGUUGGAGUCUUUGCCGAGCUGCUCGACCAGCAUGGGGUGCGAGGAGACCACCCGUCCUCCUCUGUGGGCCUUGCGUCAGCCCUUUCCCAGUACACCCGCGACCGGCAUGCCGACCUGGUUGCCAUCGUGGACCUCGCGGCGGACAACUAUCGCGUCAUGUCCUCCUCGGUGGUAGACCCGCUCUACCUGCUACGCAAGCAGCUCGACUCGUUGCUGAUGACAUGGCUGCCCAAGGGGUGGUGGAGCAGCUUAUACUCGAUGGUGACGUUUAGCCCAGACGUAGGGUACGCGAGGGCGAUGCAGAGGGAGGAGUGGCAGCAGAGGCUCCUACAGAGGGUCAUCGUCGGUGGAGGGGCAGCAGUCGUUGGCGCAACCGUGGGUUUGGGAUGGGUAUGGCGCCGCGGAGGAUUGGAGAGGUUCACGACGCCUUUCGUACGUCGAGGCUCUGCGUUGUAAAGUGGGCAGUGGUUCGGAAUCCGAGACCUUGCACUUGCACGUCGUCUAGCUUUGUGGCUGCCUGAUCGAGGCUGAAGGCGUCGAGUUGGAGCGUGGCAGUUACAUCGUACGCAUCUACGGAUCCCUCGUCGAACUGAAAGCGUGAAGCCGAGUUGCGAGGCGUAGCAGCGCCGAACCAAGCCAUCUCUGACAACGCCUUUGCGGUGCGAGGACCAGCGUCUCCGCCUGCGUGAUGAGUGGAGGUGGCCUCGACACUCAUGUAGCCUUCUGCUGAGUAGGAUAUGGAAGGAGCGCUCGCCUCGAAGCAGGAGGGAGAGUCUGUAGGGGUG